Molecule: messenger RNA, 1136 nt
Organism: Ooceraea biroi (clonal raider ant)
Lineage: Eukaryota; Metazoa; Arthropoda; Insecta; Hymenoptera; Formicidae
Source: RefSeq, a predicted model, not a curated record
AUGUUUCAGAGGCUCAUCGUCAGUCUCUUCCUCAUGCUGUCGAGUGACGUGCUGAGCGGCGGAAGCGCCAGCAAAGAGCAGCCGUUUAAAAUCGCAUCUGGCUUUCUUUGUCAGGAAGCUUGUUACAGACUCACUGGAUUUUUAUUCCCUUUUAAAACCGUCGUAAUUCUGUUUAACAGCAUACACUUCAAGAUACAUGUGCCAGAGAUCAUCAAUCAUGAGGUGCACACAAAGACGGUGUUCAUACACCUGCAUAAGCCGGGUAUCUCGGUACCAAAGAGGCCCAAGCCUAAACCCAAGGAAGAGGCGCCGAAGACCUAUCACAAGGAGAGCCAUGACGAGAAUUGGAGUUCCUGGAGCACCUACGGCUACCACAGCGAUCACGACGCCGAAUCGGGGAACGCAUUGUCUAAGGAUCAUGCAGAUCGCAGCAAGAAUAACGACAAGAAGGCAACUCCAGGGAGCAAGAAACCCUUUGUUCCCCAUCAUAGGGAUGCCUACUCGCCCGGCUUGCAACACGAAGACAAGCCGAAUUAUCUGAGGGGUCGACACGGCGACGGAAUGAUGGGAUACUCGUAUCCACCGCAGUAUGCGGUGCAGGAAGACGUACGUGAGACUGAUCAUAAUGGCAUCGAGCCGUACAUGCACGCGUACGAGGAGGGCUACCAAAAAGGUGGCGAAUCCGCGAGCGGACACAUCUACUCGGGCGACCUGACCAAGUUCUAUGACGAAAAGCACGAAGAGGGCGAUCAUUCGGUGGAGGAGUACGCGAACGAGUCGAAGGAGAAGACGCAUGCAGGUCGUUACUUCGUCGACGACGCGGAAUAUCGACGCGACAACGAGCGCAAGUUCGAGGCAGAGAAGCACUCGUCUUCUGGAACGCUUGGCUCGCAAGCGUAAGGCUCACGCGAGAACAGAUCAUGCUGAUGAUGCUGAUUUGUUUAAUGAGUCGUUAACCGACUGGUAAUGAUGGUAAUAAUGAGCAUUAAGUCAUGACGGUUGAGGCAAUCUCGAGGUAAUUAAAUGAUUCUGGAAUUAGCUAACUAAGAGACGUAUUAUUAUGCGUUCGAUGGACACGCCUUUAAUGCGUUCGGAAUGUAUUCGGGUAUUUAAUACAUUCAUGAGGUAUUACAAGC